This is a messenger RNA of Oppiella nova, 931 nucleotides long. The record is from the annotation of a GenBank genome assembly. Lineage: Eukaryota; Metazoa; Arthropoda; Arachnida; Sarcoptiformes; Oppiidae.
UCUACAGCACUCUCUCUGUGUAUCCAUAGCCGGCGUGCUUUGCAAUCAAACCACCGAUUUUAGUGAUAUUAUCACCACAUCGUGUCCACAACCGCUCACGAGAGGCACCUGUUUGUCACCAGCGGACAGACGCGCACCCAUUGUGGCUAUAGUUUGCACUCUUUGCGAGCAUACAAGACAUUUGAUACAUUGAUCGGCAGACAUGUCAUCGACAGCGACGACCAAUUCCGGGCCCACGCCGUCGAAGAAGUUGAAGACCGGCGAUGAGGUGGACAACGGAGAGGUGAAGACGACGAACAACAACAACAACGCCGCCAACCGAUUGGACUCCAGCGGCGGUGCCGACUCUCUGGAGGACGAGUCCCGUGACUACGAUCCCGAGACCCAGAAGACGUUGGAGGAGAUCGACGCCACGCAGAAUGAGAUCGAUUCGCUCAACGAGAAGGCCUCCGAAGAGAUCCUCAAAGUCGAGCAGAAGUACAAUAAACUCCGCAAACCGUUCUUCGAGAAGCGCAACGAGUUGAUCGCCAAGAUUCCCAACUUCUGGGUCACCGCUUUUGUAAAUCACCCGCAAAUCUCCGCUAUUCUCGAUGAGGACGAGGAGGAGUGUCUGCACUUCCUGUCGAAGUUGGAAGUGGAGGAGUUCGAGGACAUCAAGAGUGGCUAUAGAAUCAAAUUCUAUUUCGAUGAGAACCCGUACUUCGAAAACGAUCUCUUGGAGAAGGAAUUCCAUUUAGGGGCCGGAGGAGAUCCGGCGUCGAAGUCGACGCAAAUCAAAUGGCGAGAGGGCUCCGACCUGUCGAAGCGACUGCAGGACCAGCAGAACGCGUACAACAAGAACGAGUCGGACUCGAAGACGUCGCGGAAGCGUCAGCUGGAGUUCCCGCGAACCUUCUUCACGUGGUUCACAGAUCACGGCGACGCCAGCGCU